CUGAGUGGGGAUUAUAAAAGCCGAGGAGGUGGGAGCAGGAGUCAGAGAUCAGCAGAGGAGCCGAACCUUCAGCAUGCCUCUGCAGUGUUUCGCUCUCAUUUUAAUUGUUGUCACCUUUGCGGCUGCUCAAUGGCAACAAGAUCUGAGCCGGCGAUCGGUGUCAGAACACCAGCUGAUGCACGAUCAAGGCCAAAGCAUCCAGACUCUGAAAAGACUGAUCUGGCUCUCCAGCGCCAUCCAGGCUCUCCACAACGUCCAGCCCCGUAUGGCCGGAGCCAGAUCCCCCAAGGCCUUCCAGCUGGACCUGGCUACAGCACAGGGCCCCAGAGACCCUCCACCGACCCGGCUCAGGAGUGCACUCGGAGCCCUUUUUGAUCCCUGUCUCACAGAUUUACAACCGUAACAUCGAUAUUUUAAAACAACCAUCAUGAUACUUAGACAACUGUUUGAAUCUCUUUCUCUC
Thalassophryne amazonica is the source of this 463-nucleotide messenger RNA. It is a transcript of the gene pth4, whose product is annotated as parathyroid hormone 4. The coding region runs from base 74 to 403 and encodes 109 amino acids. NCBI's taxonomy places the organism in Eukaryota, Metazoa, Chordata, Actinopteri, Batrachoidiformes, Batrachoididae. Gene Ontology annotation, biological process: adenylate cyclase-activating G protein-coupled receptor signaling pathway; osteoblast development; bone mineralization. Gene Ontology annotation, cellular component: extracellular region. The record is from RefSeq and is a predicted model, not a curated record. The transcript is spliced from 3 exons. Gene Ontology annotation, molecular function: hormone activity; peptide hormone receptor binding.